Cuscuta epithymum is the source of this 1973-nucleotide messenger RNA. The record is from the annotation of a GenBank genome assembly. NCBI's taxonomy places the organism in Eukaryota, Viridiplantae, Streptophyta, Magnoliopsida, Solanales, Convolvulaceae.
GCGGGGUAUCAAAUUCAGUUUCUAGGAUAGUGAGCAUGCCACACGGCGCAAAGGGAGAACAGGCUGCUGCUGGGUGGCCAACCUGGCUAAGUUCAGUUGCUGCCGAGGCCAUCCAAGGGUGGCUUCCUCGAAGUGCAGAAUCAUAUGAAAAAAUAUGCAAAAUUGGGCAAGGGACAUAUAGCAGUGUUUACAAGGCCAGAGACCUGAAAAACAAUAAAAUUGUGGCAAUGAAGAAGGUAAGGUUUGUGAAUAUGGAUGCAGAAAGUGUCCGCUUCAUGGCGAGGGAAAUAUGCAUCUUGCGUAGACUGGACCACCCAAAUGUCAUGAAACUUGAGGCUGUUGUGACAUCAAGGGUAUCAGAGAGCUUAUAUCUGGUUUUCGAGUACAUGGAGCAUGACCUUGCUGGGCUUGAGUCAUUGCCAGGUGUCAACUUCACCGAACCGCAGAUUAAAUGCUAUGUGCAACAACUAUUUUCUGGAUUGGAUCACUGUCAUAGUCGUGGUGUGCUUCACCGAGACAUCAAGGGCUCAAAUCUUCUAAUCAAUGACAAUGGUGUUCUGAAGAUUGGAGACCUUGGACUGGCCACCACCUUUCAUCCUGAUAAAAAAGAGCCUUUGACAAGUCGAGUUGCAACUCUGUGGUAUAGAGCUCCUGAACUUUUGCUAGGUGCAACAGAUUAUGGAGUGGCCAUUGAUAUGUGGAGUGCAGGUUGCAUCCUUGCAGAACUAUUUGCAGGCAAACCUAUCAUGCCUGGAAGAACAGAGGUGGAGCAAAUGCAUAAAAUCUUCAAGCUUUGUGGGUCUCCAUCAGAGGAGUACUGGCGGAGAACAAAAUUUCCUCACGCCACUAGUUUUAAACCACAGCAGCCGUACAAGCGAUGUGUGAAUGACACCUUCAAGGACUUCCCACCUUCAGCAUUAGCUCUUGUUGAUACCUUACUUUCUAUAGAACCCGAGAAGCGCGGAACUGCUGCUUCUGCACUAAACAGCGAGUUUUUCACAACAAAACCCCUACCCUGUGAUCUAUCAACUUUACCCAAAUAUUCACCAAGUAAGGAACUUGACUCAAAAGUUCGAGACGAAGAAAGAAGGAGAAAAGCUGAAAGCGUGAAAGGGCGUCGAGGUGAAUCUACAAAGAAGAAUGCAAGGGACCCAAACGGACCACCUGCAGAAUUCAGUGCUCAAGGACAGGGACGAUCUAAUAGAAGUGCAAGCGUGAAGUACAACCCACUGGAGGACAGUGGGGCAGGAGGGUUCCAUAUGGAACAACCCGCAGCAGUAAAAUAUAGGAAUGGCAUCACCCAUUCUAAUUCGGUGAUCCAUCCAAAUAUGUCUGGUUAUGCCAGGGAGGGUCACAAAGUAAGGGAUGGUGACGGAGGUAAAACAGUUCAUGGGCAAACCUUCGAUUCUUCCCAUCAUGGUGAAGACCUUCUAAGAGAUGGAUCUCAAAAGAGGCGACAAGUUAAUGUGUUGUUAAGUACUUCGAGAGAUGAAAGAUUAUCUGACCAGGACCCCGCCACAGUUUAUGUUCCGAGAAGAAGUAGAAUUCUUUGCUCUGGGCCAUUGGUGCCUCCCGGAGGAAACAUGGAAGACAUGCUGAGGGAACAUGAGAGGCAAAUUCAAGACGCAGUUCGCAAAGCCAGGACCAAAAGGAACUGCUACUACGAUUAAUAACUCAACCUUAUGAUCAUCUGAAGGUGUCCAGCUUCAAUUGAGGUCACUCAGAGUCUUGAUAUCCAGAAGGGCAAGACUGGUCUGGGUUCAGGUGCCAACAUUGUUUGUAUUUGGAUUACUAUAAUGGGAGAGACUUACGAAAAUCUGUAUAGAGAGUAGGGAUGGGUAAACUAUGCCUAUAAGUUGGGGAUGUUUGCUCGUCCAUACUGUUUAUACAUGCAUAUAUACACGCUAUGUACCUAUUUAAUUUGGUCCAACGGCAGUCUGGGAAAUGGAAGUUCACUUGCAGGCCUUUGUUAC